AUGCGGCGGUUCGCGCGGGUGGCGCUGCUGUGCCUGGGCUGCGGCGUCUGCUCGCUGCUCUACGGCUUCAGCCAGCUGGCCCUCUCGCUGGAGCAGGAGCCCGGCGGCGGCCGGGAGCGGCAGGCCCGAGACCCCGCCGCGCCCGGCGCCCGGCGGCAGGCAGGCGGCGGCUGGGCGGCGGCGGGGAGCGCGGGCCGAGGCGAGGCGGGGGCCGGCAGGUGUAAGAAUUUAUCUGUAUCUUUCUGGAAUUCCUAUUGGAUGCUGCCCUCUGAUGUUUGUGGAAUGAACUGCUUUUGGGAAGCUGCUUUUAGAUAUGAUUAUAUGAAAACACGUCCUUCUGAGAAAAUGCAUCUAGCAGUGGUUGCCUGUGGUGAAAGACUGGAGGAGACUGUUACUAUGUUGAGAUCAGCCAUUAUUUUCAGCAUCAAACCUCUCCAGUUUCAUAUUUUUGCUGAGGACCAAUUGCAUGAGAGUUUCAAAGAUAUACUUGAUGACUUCCCCUAUGAAGGAAAAGUUAAUUACACAUUAUAUCCAAUAACAUUUCCAACUGAGAGUGCAGCAGAAUGGAAGAAAUUGUUUAAACCAUGUGCUUCACAAAGGCUGUUCUUGCCAUUAAUCCUCAAAAAUGUGGAUUCGCUACUGUAUGUUGAUACUGACAUCCUGUUUUUGAGACCUGUUGAUGAUAUUUGGUCUUUUCUGGGGAAGUUCAACUCCACACAAAUUGCUGCAAUGGCACCAGAACAUGAAGAGCCUCGUAUCGGGUGGUAUAAUCGCUUUGCUAGACAUCCCUAUUAUGGAGUAACUGGAAUAAAUUCUGGAGUAAUGUUAAUGAAUAUGACACGUAUCAGAAGAAAGUAUUUCAAGAAUGAUAUGACACCAGUCCGGUUACAGUGGGGAGAAAUUCUUAUGCCACUGCUGAAGAAGUACAAGUUGAACAUAACAUGGGGUGAUCAGGAUCUGUUGAACAUUAUGUUUUUUCACAAUCCAGAAAGCCUUUAUGUCUUUCCUUGCCAAUGGAAUUAUCGCCCUGACCACUGCAUCUAUGGAAGCAAUUGUAAGGAAGCUGAAGAAGAAGGUAUAUUUAUUCUUCAUGGAAACAGAGGUGUUUACCAUGAUGAUAAACAACCGACUUUUAGGGCUGUCUAUGAAGCAAUAAAAAAUUAUUCAUUUGGCGAUGAUCUGGUGCAUUCCCUGUUGCAGCCUCUAGAACUGGAAUUACAGAAAACCAUGCAUACAUACUGUGGAAGAGUAUAUGAAGUGUUCGUAAAGCAGCUAACAAAAAGCAUAAGAGACUUGUAUGCCAGAAGAUCAAAGGGAAGGUGAUUUUUACUCCAAGCUGUUCAAUCAAGAGACUGAAUUAACAUACUGGUCAAAAGGUGCAAAAAUUCUAAUAUGGCUUGAAUGGGCUCUUAAUGUGCCCAGGUAGAAGUUAACUAGCAUACAUAAAAAUGAAGAAAAUAUUCAUGUAAUGAAGAACAGGAACUUUCGUCUGCAAAAGUGACUUUUUGCUCUUUUGAAGUUUAAUCACUGCUAAUGUUUAUCUUGGAUCCAGUGAUUUGGGUGUUACUGCCUUCUAUGGUCAGUAUUCUGCAUAAUUCAGUUAUCUAAGGAUCAAAUGAACAAGGAAGAAAUGAAGAUGGCUCUAUUUGGGAGUGUACCUCAUAUAUUGUCUAAAGUUCUUGUAAACUGUGAAUGUAGCAAUAACUGAGUCAGCAGCACUAACCUCACUUUAAAGGUGUGAGCCCUUAUGUAAACAAAGUUGUUUACAAGUGCAGAAAAUACUCUGUUUUCAAAGAAAUAUGAUACAAUAAUUGACAAUCUGUAUGUGCCUUUAUAUGUUCAUCUCUUACAUGUUGAAGUACUGUUUUGACAAUCUUGUUUUGCUUAUCUUAGGUGUAAACUGCACGCUAUAAAUACAAUUUUCUGAGAAAUUAAUAACUAGUAUGUGAUACUAGUUUUCUCUGUUGGUAGAUACAGAGACUUUUUAACAUACAGCAUUUGUUUCAACAUCGUUGAGCCAUCAUGGCCAAAAGAUAAGAGCAGAGUUGAGGGGUUUUUAAGCAAAAAUUUAGUUUGAAGUUGUCUGUCUUACAAUACUUUUUUAAAAAUUACAUGGUUUUGCAGCUUUAUAGGGCAUUUUGGAAGUAGGAAAAAAAAAAACCAGUGUAAAGCUGUUGCUGUUGUAUUUUCCUUACUAAGAAUUAUUACCUGAUGGUUAUUAUAGAGUAUUGAGUACCUAACAGUGAAGAGCUGUAAUACGAGUUCUGAUGGUUCAUCAGACUGUAUACUAGAUGGGUUUCUUAGAGAUUAUAUCCUGUUACCAUAUUUUUUUAAUAACAUGGCUUUAAAAUAGUUUUGGGGCAGACCCUCAGCUACAUGAAUGCAUUACUGUCAAUAGGGUGAUAGUGAUUUACAACUAAGGAUUAGGCUUUCUUUAGUUAUCUUAGUGAAAAAAAAGUUCUGUUUAUGUAGUACAAACUUUUUUUCCGAGAAAAACAUGAAGAAAAAGGCUGAGUUCUAGUGUUACAGUAAAAUAUUAUUUAAACUUGCAUGGUAUGAAAUGUAUUUGUAAAGUAUAUUUGAACUUGGAUAACCUGUCUGACUGAGAUGAAGCCUUCAUAAAGUGAGUUUUUGGAAUCCAGAAAUGUUCCUGUGUGUAGAACAUGGAGGAUCCACUCGCUGACUUGCACCUUCAUCCCAACCCCAUUUUAGAAGCUUAGUUUUUGUGGCUGUUUCUUUGUCAAAGGCAGGCUGGCUCUGACUCCCAGAUCCAUGUGAGCUGGACGAAUGCUUUAGCAGUACAAAAACACGCUCCAUUGUAAGCAGAGUUUAUAUUCUGCUCCUAAUCUCCCUGCUGGCUCAGGGUGUAAAUUUCUGGGAUGGAAACUAGGAAGCAGUCUGCCUCGCAUGUAGUUACGGUCUCUUUUCCUUCUAUGUAACUUCUUGAAGUCUGAAAAUCUAGAAAUCUGUGUGAAGGUGAAUACUGUUGUUGACUGAUUUUACAAUACGCAAUGCAUUAUUUUUUUACAUAAAUACUGAUUUUUAUAUCAAUUUGUCUUCAGCUUUUUUUUUUACUUGUACUGUGUGUUUGUAUUAAAUUCUUUCGGCCUG
Molecule: messenger RNA, 3111 nt
Organism: Gymnogyps californianus (California condor)
Lineage: Eukaryota; Metazoa; Chordata; Aves; Accipitriformes; Cathartidae
Gene: GXYLT1
Product: glucoside xylosyltransferase 1
Exons: 8
Coding region: 1-1323 (440 amino acids)
Biological process (GO): protein O-linked glycosylation via N-acetylgalactosamine
Molecular function (GO): UDP-xylosyltransferase activity
Source: RefSeq, a predicted model, not a curated record